Molecule: messenger RNA, 751 nt
Organism: Panicum virgatum (switchgrass)
Lineage: Eukaryota; Viridiplantae; Streptophyta; Magnoliopsida; Poales; Poaceae
Product: 10 kDa chaperonin 1, chloroplastic-like
Exons: 6
Coding region: 157-564 (135 amino acids)
Cellular component (GO): mitochondrial matrix
Molecular function (GO): metal ion binding; protein-folding chaperone binding; protein folding chaperone
Source: RefSeq, a predicted model, not a curated record
GAAGAAAGCCAUCCCAUUCCAUCCUCCCGAACAAGGCAAGAAGAUAAGGAACACGGGACGCACCAACCCCCGGCGAUUGCCGAAGGCCGGAACGAAACCAACCCCCUCGUCGUCCUAGAAGCUCCCGCGUCCCCUCCCCCUAGCCUCCGCUCUCCAAUGGCGCCCUCCCUCCUCGCCGCCGCCGCCGCCGCCUCGCCCUUCCUCGUCGCCGGCAGCAAUUGCAGCCGCCGGCCGCUGAGCGCCGCCCCCACCCGCCGGGCCGGGCUGCGCGUUGCCGCGCUCAAGUACGACCCUGCCAAGGUGGCGCCGCAGUCCGACCGGGUGCUCGUCCGUCUCCAGCAGAUCCCUGAGAAAUCUGCUGGAGGUGUAUUGCUACCUAAGUCUGCUGUUAAGUUUGAGAGGUAUCUGAUGGGUGAGAUUCUAUCGGUCGGUUCUGAUGUUAGUGAAGUUGAGGCUGGAAAGAAGGUUCUAUUUUCAGAUAUCAAUGCUUAUGAGGUGGACCUAGGUACCGAUGAGAAGCACUGUUUCUGCCGGGAAUCGGAUCUGUUAGCUGUUGUUGAAUGAAUUUUACCCUAAAAUUUCAGACUUGGGCGACAGUGCACCAAGCCUCCAAGUGAACGGGCUUGACCUUUGUCCCAACUUUGUUGUAUGCCAUUUGAAUGUUCAUGAAUUCCACAAACUGAUGAGUGUUAGUUACCAGUGAAUUUUGACCGCCAUAAGCAGUAAUGAAAUUACGCUUCUUUCCUUUACA